Ipomoea triloba (trilobed morning glory) is the source of this 1677-nucleotide messenger RNA. Its product is annotated as zeatin O-glucosyltransferase-like. Lineage: Eukaryota; Viridiplantae; Streptophyta; Magnoliopsida; Solanales; Convolvulaceae. Gene Ontology annotation, molecular function: UDP-glycosyltransferase activity. The transcript has a single exon. The coding region runs from base 2 to 1459 and encodes 485 amino acids. The record is from RefSeq and is a predicted model, not a curated record.
UAUGAACUCUGCAAGAAAGUAUAUAUAUGAUACUAAAACUAAAGUGAUAGUGGUGGUGGUGCCCUUUGUGGCGCAGGGCCACCUAAAUUUGCUCCUCCAUUUGUCUCGCCUCAUCGCGUCUUACAAUUUGCCGGUCUACUUCGUGGGUUUAAGCGUGGACAUCGCGGCCGUGAAGCGACGGAUCGAAGGGUGGGCCCCUUCCGAGUAUCCGACCCUGCGUUUCCACGACGUCCCCGCCCCGCCGACCUACCUCUCCAACAUCAACCCCACCGCGGAGUCCCAAUCCUACAUGGACUUCGUAGCCGCCGCCAUGAACGCCGCCGCGUACUUGCGCCGACCCACGGGAGACCUCCUCAAGGAGCUCUCGUCCGAGUGCGAGAGGCUCGUGGUGGUUAAUGAUGCCUUGAUGGUGAACACCGUAAAGGACGCGGUGGGUCCCGUGCGGAACCUCGAGAUUUAUAAUUUCUACGUCGGGUCGGCCUUCCAUGACGCCUCGCUCGUCUGGGAGGUCCUGCGGAAAGCGCUUCAUAUCCCGUCGUUUCUGUGGAAGCUGGUCGGGAGAUUUGUGCUCCCGGCCGGGGCCGUGAUCCCCGACCUCCUUCCGACCCCGUCGACCUGUUUCUCGCCCGAGUUCUUCAAGUUCAUCGUGGAUCAACGCAAGAGCCACGCGGUCUGCAAUGGCAAUAUUUAUGACUCUUGUAGAGCCAUAGAGGGUCCGUAUCUAGACCUGCUUGGUAUGGUGUAUAAGCUAGCGAGAAAAGGGCCUGUUUGGGGGAUUGGUCCGUUCAACCCAGUGGUAACUAAACAAAAGAGCAACGAUGAUUGUUCUUCAUCACGCCACAAAUGCCUAGAAUGGCUAGACAAACAGCCUCCCAAGUCCGUGAUUUUCGUCUCAUUUGGCACUCAAACAAUUCUCUCCGACCACCAGCUCUACGAGCUAGCGGAAGGCCUAGAACAAAGUAGCCAAAGCUUCAUUUGGGUGGUGAAAGACCUAACCAAAGGGUACAAAAACACCAAAAUAAAGUUGCCGGCCGGGUUCGAGGAGAGGGUCAAAGGGCGAGGGCUUAUUAUUCGAGACUGGGUACCCCAAUUAGAGAUAUUAGACCACAUUUCAACAGGCGGGUUCUUGAGUCAUUGCGGGUGGAAUUCCUGCAUGGAAAGUAUGUGCAGGGGAGUCCCCCUAGCCACCUGGCCUAUCCAAUAUGACCAGCCUAGGAACGCCAUUCUCAUCACAGAAGUCCUUAAAACCGGGAUACCCAUAAGGGAUUGGGAACGGAGGGAUGAAAUAAUAAGGUCCAGCACAAUCCGAAACGCCAUAAGGAGAUUGAUGGCGUCUCCGGAAGGAGAGGAGCUGAGGAAUAAGGCGGCACAAGUGGGGAAAGCCGUGAAGGAGUCAGUAAUGGAAGGUGGCAUUUCUCGGCUGGAGAUGGAUAGUUUCAUUGCCCAGAUUACUAGAUAAUAAAUAACUUUAAUUAAUUGUUUGCAUUGGUACGGCUAUAGUCAGUAAGAAUAUUAUAAAUAAAAAUUGGAGGGUGUAUGUGCAUGCAUGCCGGCCUAGAGACGUACGUACUUCACAUAUGUGUGUUGCGUAAAGCUAAGGCACGUUCAUCGCGCGCUACUCUAAGAUUUACCUCUAUGUAUUUAUAUAUGUUCAAUAUAAUAUUAUUAUUGCCGGCU